Messenger RNA from Talaromyces stipitatus ATCC 10500, 422 nucleotides. RefSeq lists its product as uncharacterized. The transcript has a single exon. NCBI's taxonomy places the organism in Eukaryota, Fungi, Ascomycota, Eurotiomycetes, Eurotiales, Trichocomaceae. The record is from RefSeq and is a predicted model, not a curated record. The annotation marks the transcript as partial.
UGUCGGAACGUGAAUAUCAAACCCUACGCGAGCAGGGCUGGCCUACCAAUCUUGUUCUCUGGAUCGCCUCCUUCGCUACUGGGAGAUCAGUCCAGAUCCGACUCGACGGAGAGACUGGCCCCUCAAUUGAUAUUACCUGUGGUCUACCACAAGGAUCUCCAGUAUCUGGUAUUCUUUUCAUGCUCUACACAUCGCCCUUAUUCCGUCUGGGAAACCCAAGGAACAGAUUUGGCUACGCGGACAACGCAGCUAAUCUAGCAAUCUCUUCAUCUCUUGCCACUAACUGCCAAGCCUUAUCAAACUCUCUUCAAGAAGCUCUUGACUGGGGCGCCGCAGAGGGCAUUACAUUCGCACCAGAUAAAUACGAGCUCCUCCACUUCUCCCAACAUACAGUAGACCAGGAUCCCACCUGCACACCUUCA